Messenger RNA from Podarcis lilfordi (Lilford's wall lizard), 15291 nucleotides. The record is from the annotation of a GenBank genome assembly. NCBI's taxonomy places the organism in Eukaryota, Metazoa, Chordata, Lepidosauria, Squamata, Lacertidae.
AUGGAUGGCACUUACCUCAGCGUGAAAGAGACCGGAGUGAAGGCAUCCCAGGAGAGGGCGAGUAGCAACCUCCCCAGCCCAAUGGACAAGACUGACUCAGAGAGCAACAAGGGCAAGAAGAGGCGGAACCGCACCACCUUCACCAGCUAUCAGCUGGAAGAGCUGGAAAAGGUCUUUCAGAAGACCCACUACCCAGAUGUCUAUGCCAGGGAGCAGUUAGCCAUGAGGACAGAUCUCACUGAAGCCCGAGUUCAGGUAAGAACUGAAACUACGGGGAGGAGUUCAGGAAAACCAGAAUGCCCUCAAGUCCCACCCCCCCUUUUUCUUUUACAUUUACUGCUGCUUAUAAUGUUUUAUGAUGGAAUUUUCUGAAAAUCUUGACGUUGAGCUUAUAUGCACAGAUUUUGUUUUAAUUCUUGUUUUGUUCUGCUAAGAAUAUGAAAAAUUCUUGCAUAAUACAGUGGUACCUUGGUACUCGAACGGCUUGGCUCCUGAACGCCGCAAACCUGGAAGUAAGUGUUCCGGUUUGCGAAUGUUUUUCGGAAGCUGUACAUCCGACUCAGCUUCCGCUUGAGUGCAAGAAGCUCCUGCAGCCAAUCAGAAGCCACGCCUUGGUUUUCGAACAGUUUCAGGAGUCGAACGGACUCCAGAAACGGAUUAAGUUUAAGAAGCAAGGUACUGUGCAUGCCAGGUUUGCUAAAGCAACCAGCGUAUAAACAGAUACAUACAACUAUGCAUGUGACUGUAUAAAAAUACAUAUGCAUUAAUUCUGAUAAAUGUAUGCUGUAUAAAUAUUGUACUGCAUGGGUCUUGAAUCUCUACAUCUUAUGUACAGUAUACAUAUUGGUUUGCAUAUAUAUAUUUCCAUAUAAUAUUGCAUAUAAUAUUGCAGGCUUUUUUGAAGAGACCCCAAAAUGCCCAAACUUGAACAAAAACAACGCUUGAUACAAGAGGUGGUCAUAUGCUGGCAAACCUCUGUUGAGUCAGAACCACCAAAUUCCCUUUAUAAAUCCAUUUAAGACACAUUCAUCCCUCAAUGACAAUGUCCUAACUGUUCUCAUGUGACUAGUGAACUAUGUAGCAACUUCUAGCCGUCUUGACUGAAUUUAGUUUUACUCUCCUUAACACUGUCUACUUAGCCUGUUAUCUGACAGAUUGCAGUUCCGGUGUUGGUGGAAAAAGAGAAAUAAAUAAAAGUGAGGUCAUGGCUCUACUCAUUAUACCAAACCUCUGGAUGGUUUCAAAUAGACUACAGUGGUACCUCGGGUUAAGAACUUAACCUAAGACUGAAUUUUGUGUGCUUCAACAACCCUACUUGGGAUUGGCCAAUUAAGAAAUGACCAAAGUGACUUCACCACCAUCUCCCACCCACCUCCAAGCAGUCUAGUAAAAUCAGACUGUUCAGAGCGUCGAAAGGUGCCUAUAGGCCCAGUGAGAUCAGAAAGAUAGUGUUGACCCUCUAUCGUUCCUAAUGAAAAUGAGGCCAGCACAAAAGUGAGGGACAAGGCCAGAGUGAUAGGGGUGGAGAAAGGAUUCAACACCAUUCAAGAGUGCCUGGUUUUCUAGUCAGUCCUAAAUCUCUCCCGAGUUCACACUUGAGUAGUAAGAUACCUGAGCAGAAGCCAGGCACCUGGAGAAGAGCUCACCCAGAGAGCAAUUAUAACUUUGUGGGUUCUGUCUGCAGUAAACCCUGCAGAGCUUUCAGUUAUGAGGCUUUCCCCCACCUCCUUGCAGCUUGGCUCCUUUCCAGGUGCUGAAAGAGGCCACUUUUCCGACUGCUUUGGAUUUUAAUCUCCGCAGCUGGUGUCUAAAGGCAAUAAAGAAAAAUUUGCCCCGUAACGUUUACAUGUAGGCCUUGCACCUCUUGCUCUGUACGCACAAACACUUUCUACAAAAGAAGCUCCUCUCAAAGCAGUGAAGCAGGAAGGGGAAAUGUGGCCCUCCAGAUGUUAUUGAACUUCAGCUCCCAUUAGCCAGCUGGGUCCAGUGCUCAGGGAGGGUGGGAAUUGUAGUCCAGGAACACGUAGAGCUGAGGUGAGACAUCUCUGGACCGUGAGCCUAAUUAGGCCUGACAGGGGUCCUGAAGCCACUUUUUCUAAACCACAUCUGAGGUAAUAUGUGACAUCAGUUGUGGGACAGGUAGAGACAUGGCCACAAAGGAACAAUCAGGACUUUAAAGCGGACUCCCAAUUGUUCCUUCUCACCUGCUUAUUCAGAAGGUUCCAGGUUCAAUCCCUGGCAUCUCUCGGUAGAGAUGGGAAGGUGCCCUGUCUGAAAGCCUAGAAAGCCACUACCAGUCAGCAGAAAUGAUACUGAGCUCCAGGGCUGGCUCAAGGCAUUUUUUUGGCUGCCUGAGGCAAAGUCCAAGAUUUAUUCCCCCGCAUUCCACAUACAGAAUCCAACCAGACUGGAAGAUGAAUCUUACUUUGACACAGGUGAUGGAAGAGCAUCCUUUACCAUACCCAAGGGCAACCGACUAGCUGGGGGAGCAAAGAGCAGGCUAGAUUAGGGGACUCAGAUAGAAUGGUGUGGUGGCUGCAGCCAGAAGCAUAGUGUGUGUAUGUGGGAGCUAUUGCCUCAGGCUCAAAAAAUUUUUAGGGAUGCACCUCUGCAGCUGCUGCCCUGACUGGAGGUGCUCCCUGUCCCACCUGCCCACCUCACCUGAGCAGCAUGCUGAGCAGGAGCUGGGAGGGGACAGGCCUUUGCAAACUUAUGUAUUACACAGGUACGCUCAUCAGGCAAGCAAGGAUUGACUGUGGCUCCCUGCUAAGUGUACAAUUAGGAGCAAGCUCAGAUUUGCUGCCCUGUGUUAUGUGGAAUGGGCCUGCUGUAUACUGAAUGUUUAAGUUGACUUGAGUGCCAGUCAAAAAGGGAAGCAGUCAAUUCACAAUACUUCUUUAGGGAAGGGGCAAAGCUCAGUGAAAGAGUUUAUGCAUUGCAUUCAGAAGCCCCCUAUGUGAUCACCAGCAUCUUGAGUUAAAUGGCAUUGCCACAGAGCUUUGUUGGAGACCUUGGAGAGCUGCUGCCAGUCAGUGUAGGUCUGAUUCAGUUUAAGGAGCUUAAUGUGUCCCCAAGGACAGAAAAGGGAUCCAGCACCCCUGCUUCCACAUAGCACAGGAACAUCCACCCAGCGUUGCUCCCAAUUGCUUUCCCCCAGUUGGUGGUUUCUUUCUGGCAGCCUGUUGCCUAGCUUACAAACUUGCCUCCUUCCGCCUUGCUGAGUGCCAAGAAACGUCUGUCCGUCCCCUGAGUGUUCGCUUGUUAAUGAAAAUCUUUUCCAUGGGUGACCCUGUGAUGUGGCGGGGUCUUGAAAGCAAGGUGGAAAUGUCAAAACUUUGCUGUAGCAAAAUCACCGCCUGGGUGAAGAAAAAACAAAACACAACAAAAAGCAAAGCGAGAAGUAAUAUAUCUUGAUCCCUUUUCUCCCAUAAAACCCUGGGAGGCUGGUGGAAGAAGCGGAAAGGCUGAGCUAAGCCUGCAGGAAAUUAAACAUGAAAUGAAAACAAGCUCAAGUUAUUCAGCUCUCUCAUCCCAGGCUCCAAUUUCCCAUUCCAGGCCACUGAUAAAAUGGUGUCCAGUUUCAGCGCUUAAAGAUGAAUUCUGGCUCUGUUCCUACAUUCAAGCAAGCCGCCGAGAGAAGCGCUCAUGGCCCUUCAUAAGAAAUAAGGAAGGCUUGAGCGGGGAGUGAAACAGACAAGGAAGAGGGGGAGGAGGUUGUGUGUGAGAGAGAGGUUGUGGAGAGGAUGAGCAAGAGACAGGGAUCAUGAGAAAGAGACAGACAACUGAAGCAAGGCACGUGGGUGGGUAGCUAUGAGAACCAGUGGUGGAUGCUAGGGAUAUGCUGUGAAUGGGAGUCUGAAAGGAGUCCAGAGCUACAGCUGUACAGCACAGCAAGAGUCCAGAUUGAAUCCCCUUCUAAAAUCAGUGCAACCAAUUUAUAUCCUAGGCAUACCAAACACAUUCUACAAGUGUGGAUCCUUAUGCAGCCCAAAUGGCACUGUCUGUGCAAAAGAGGGAGGCAUCAGGAAGUUUGGGGGAACCCCAAGUCUUAAAUGAAAACCUGUAGAAAAACUAGAGGUGGGACACCCCAAAAGAGCGCAAUGACCAUGCUCAGUGAGCCAGUGACCACAGAAUGACUUGGGUCAGGGAGGGCUGUAAAACCUAGGGGGUGGAAUGGAGUAGUCUGGAAAAGAUCCUGGCUAGCUACUGCCACACUGAACAGGAGCUCACUCCAUCUGGCAACCUUUUUUGCAAGUCCCAUUUGUGGAGCCCAUUCAGACAGAGCCAAUCCUACUGUUGGCCAGUAUGUAGGUAGCACAUCUUACAUGGCAUGUUUUGGUGUACCAUUAAAGGGCAUCAAAAUGCCACUGUGUGGGUUUUCGUCUUGUUGUAGUAGUAUUAUAUUUUCGCUAUCAUUUGUAUUUUGUGUCUCAGGCCCCAAAAUCUUUUCAGCCAUCUGUGCCUUGAUAUGACUUUUUCAUGCUGUGAUUUUCAUUCAGACCAUGCAGAGUUGUAUCCAUGCAGGUCUUGGUGUGCAUAACAUUUAAUAUUUGAUUACAACUGUUGCAUUUUUUGGCACUCAUUAUCAAGCACCCCACCCUGAUCUGCACAGCGUUCAAGUGUGCUGAUGGGCAGCUGCAUGGCUAUUGUCCAACUACAAACCAUGGUUACCACAAUUUGAGGCAAUAGUGUGAAUGAACUUUAUGUUCUGAGCAUGAUGGUUUCCUUAUUUACUUUGCCCAAGCAUAGGAGACAGGACUUGGAUUUGGGUCCCUGGGAGUUCUGAGCUCGCUGUGUUAUGGAUGAACCACAGAUAAUAACCCACAAUUCUAGAUUCAAAACAAGCCAUAUUGAUUAUGGAUUAAUUAAUGAGAAGUGUCAAAAUGUGGUGUCCCGAAAACGUUAGCAGAAACAGCCAGGGCCUGUCCAAUUUGUCAUAAGUCCUGAAGUGUUGCUGGGCUCAGUCAUGGAAUGGCAGGUAGAGAAACAUGGUAAGGGGAAGAGGCGGAUGAAAUUAGGUGGGGGGCUGAGACUGGUGAACAGAGGCUCCAACUGCGGAGGCAGAACAUAGACGUCAUGGCUAAUAGCCACCCUCUCUCUCCCUCUCUCUCUCUCUCUUUCAUGAAUUUUUCUAAUCCUCCUUUAAAGCCUACCAAGGGGAGAAGGAAAGUCCAGAAGAUUCUAUGGAAUCUUGUCUUUAUGUUGCAUGUUGGAUAUGUGAUUGUAAAACUGUAAUUUAAAAAACCAAAUAAAUAAAUAAAAUAAAUAAAUAAAGCCAACCAAGUUGACGGCCAUCACUUUCUCCCAUGGAACAAGUUCCAUGGUUUAACUAUGUACUGUGUGAAUAAGUACUUUCCUUUAUCUGUCCUGACCCUUCCAAAAUUCAGCUACAUUGGAUGUCCAUGAGUUCUAGUAUUUUGAAAAAGUUUAUAACUUUAUAAACCUUCAAUUCUGUCACCUAAGCCUUUUCUCUAAGCUUAAAAGUCCCAAACACUGCAACCUUUUAUUUAAGUAUAUGACUAGCUGACUAGUAAAGAAUACUAGGAGAUGAUAUGUACAUUCGUUUUAUUUCAUUUUCAUCAUAUUGACAAAACUAUUUUUUUCUAGUACAGGAAUAGAUCAGUAUAUAUCCACUAGCUUGUACUACUGUUGCAUAGGUUUGUUUAUUGGUCAAAUAUUACCAAUUCUUGAUGGGCAAAGCUGUGUCUACGCCCCAAUUCUACAUUGGUGCAGAAAGUGCACAGAAUCCUGGCCAUAGUUUCUUGAUGCAGAAUUUGAAUUUCUUUAGCAUUUGCCCUCCAGAACUUGCUAUCACUCCCUGAUCGUUGGCCGUGCUGGUUAAGUCUGAGGGGAGUUGUAAUAUGCCCAGUAAUAUGCCUGUAAGAAGAAUAACAAUUUAAGAAUGUUUUGAAAAUGAGAGGAAGAGAAGGCGAUUCAGGAUUCAGCACAAAAGGCCCAUCCCAAACAACCCCCAAGUGCAUACCUGGCAAGAGAACGGUGGCCAUUUUAGUUGCUGUGAUCUCCCACGAUUUUGCAGUGAGAUUUCCCUCAGAAAAAACACUUUUUGGGGGGGCCUGAUCUUGUGCUGUGCCUCAAAACACAUGUUUUUGGGCACUGUGCCCAAAAAAAGCACUUGCAGCACAAAAUCACGUGAGAUCACAACCAAAAUGGCCACCAUGCUCUCACGAUUAAAAACGGAGAGAAUGGCGUCCAGGAAAAUGGCUUCCCAGAUUUUGGCUUGAAAGCGUUGGAUGGUAUGCAGGCGUGGCAAACACUGAGCCUUGAAUGCAGCAGGGGAUAAAUAUCAUGACUGACUGAGCAUAUGUGACUGAGCAACAGCACAGAGCUUUCCAGUCUGUUUCCUGUGAAGCAAAGAUAGAAGAGGUGUAAACUGAAAGGGCCUUUGGCUAUAGAAGUGAGUGCUACCAACACUGCAUGCUUGAAGAUCCAUUGCUUUCUGGUGGAAGAAAUUGGACUUCAUAUAUUUGUAUUAAACACCAACACCAAAAUAAUAUUUAUACCCUGCCCAUCUGGCUGGGUUUCCCGAGCCACUCUGGGUGGCUCACAGCAUAUAUUGAAACAUACUAAGACAUCAAACAUUUUGGUUAUCAAAAUGGUUCAGAGGCAACACAACUUUCAGCCUUUUGCAUUAGAAUCCUUCAGGGGUCUUUUUGCACUCCAUCUCUCAACCACACAGUAGUCAGUCUCAUGUAUUCUGGAAAAUAAAGACCUGAAGACUGGUGUUUUUGGGUUGUUGUUUUUUAAGGAUUAUAAUAGAAGAGAGGAAUAGCUUAGGUUGUCUAAAAAUAUCACCCUAGAAAUCAUAGUGAUUAGGAUAUCUCUCUCAGUAGUAAGUGUUGUAAUCUUUUAAUCUGAGCAUUUGUACACAAUUUGCGAACAUUUGCAUUUCAUUAUAUCAUGUUUUAAAGCUUUUUCUGGAGCCAAGAGGUAGUAGGGAUCCCACCACACUCGUCUCAAAUGGUUCCAGUUAGGAUUUUUUUAAAAAAAAAAUCCACCCAGAUGUUGUGGGUGUUUUUAGUUUGGUACAAUUGCUCAACUGUGGACAAUUUUCAUGAUUUCAUAUCAGCUACUGCUUAGUUUUUAAAACCUUUAGAAGCAGAAAUCUAUUAUUAUUAUUAUUAUUAUUUAUUAUUAUUUCUUGUUCUGUUAUCCCCUGCUAUUUAAAAAUAACCCAGUUUGGUGCAUGAUAAAAUGGCAUGCCCUAGCAAUAAAGGAUGAAGCACGAAUAAGCAAAAAGAGAAGGGAUUUGAGGGAGAGGAGCACAGAGUUUCACUGUUGGAGCAUCAGGAAACCAAUGUACAGGUUGAAGCCCAAAAGGGCACAAGUGAUGCUCUUCUGCUGGUCCUGAAAUUCACCUCUAGUCCCACUGGUGGCAAGCCAGCUGCCAUUGGUAAUGGUGGCUGGUGGCCACUGUGGCUAGAAGGGUGGGUGGCAGGGAGACCAACCAGUAGAUGGGGCCAGUUGACAGGUUGUCUGUAAGAAGGCAGGUAGCUUGGGGUUGACUGAGGGCAGAUUGAGGCUGGUGGAGCAGCACUCCAUUUGCCACCAUGAACCAGCCUUUGCUGACUUUAGCACAAAGGAUGGGUGUGCUCUACCCAGUCUGAUCUGUAAAUUUAAUCGUAGGUCAGGCCUCUAAUCUGAUGGCCUCAGGGCAUUGGCAAACGCUUAAUGAUGCCAUCGGCCACAUGUCACGACCUUGAGUCCUCUGAGGAUCACACCCAGUUUGCUUCCACUUGACAUAGCACAGCCCAUGCCAAAGGGGCAUACUGGAUUCACCACACCAAGGAAUUAGAGGCUACUGGGAAGACUGGGUUCCUUUAUUGCACGUUUUCUGAGAUGUGUAGACUUAAAAGAAACAAAAACCAAGUUACAAAUAAACAAGCCCCUAUUUCCAAAAUGCAGCAAAAAACAAACAUAUUAUCAAAUUUUACUGUAGUUCAUAAACCUGAAUAAUUUGGCCCUAAUGUGUUGGCUGUUUCUCCUCCUCCCUGCAGACACACCCAUUUUACAUAAAAGCACACUUUAAGACAAGUGUGGGGCAUAUGCUUUCAAAUCCUUGAUGACCAACUGCUCCCAACAGUAGCAGCAAGUUGGAGGGAGGUUGUUCCUGGCAGGGAGGCAGAACUGGAUGGCUCAGGUAUUUGAGACUCUGGUCUUUCAAGGGGAGCCCUCUUGAAGUUCCACAAUUCACCGACUUCAAAAUGCGUUGAGCCCACAGCCCCGCUUAGGGUCCCUCCUGUUCAUUUUGCUGAGCAGGGCCCUGAAUGCACCCCUCUUCUACUUUCUCAGGAGUUUGUUAGUCAAAAUGCCGGCUCCUGAAAUGCCUGCCCCUUCAGAAAUGUAAAACAGUAUCUUGGUUCCCUCUCAACUCAACUAAUUCAACAGCGUAGGGUCAGCUUCAUUCCUCUGAAGGCUUUAACCUGCCCGUAUGAAAACGGCUUUGAUUUCUGGGCUCCGACACACGUUGCCAGCACAACCCUCCCCUUAGAAAUCAUCUGUCAAGGUUUCUCCUUGCCCCGGGGCACCCCUAGGCGCUCCAGAACAGUUGCACGGUGCACAUCAUCUAUAUUCACAAGCAGCAUAGCGAACGCUUCACCAUGACAGAAAGAAAUGCGUUUGCCGUGUCUGGGGAUGGACACAUGUGCGGAACAUAUGUUCUGCUAGCAGCUUAUGGCACCCUCUCUACCUGCUACCCACUCCUCUUCGCACAGCAGGGUCACCCUGUGGACUCGGCAUCUGCAGAUCAAAGAUACGUCGGCUGACCAAGCCUGUGACUGGCUGCCAGCUGGGCUGCUUAUGGGAGGGGUCAUAUCAGCAUGUGGGGAAGGCAAAACAAGACUGCGAGGGUGAUGAAUAUACCCGGUUGCAAUGCUGUAUUCUCAAUACCUGAGUGCAAGUGGUAUGUCAACAAUGAUGUCGCCCUGUCUGUCUCUAGUCCCCUCUCCUAACAUGCACACACUAUGGUUCUGCAGCCUCUCUGCGGUUCCCUGUAGGGAUUGCCUCAGUGGUACCAGUAAGUCAGGACUUUGGGUCAGAACCCCAGGGAAUGUGCUGCAAGGCCCCUCAAAAGCAACAGGGUUGCCUUCCUACAUCUUGAAGUCAGCGAAGUAAUACACAUAACCAUCUAAAAAAGGGUUCACCCUGUAAGACCGUUAAGGCCAGAGUCUAAAAUUACCUAACUGCACCGCUGGGGAUUGUCUUUUUUUUUUUUGCAGAUUGCAGGUCAGCAAAAAUAACUCCAAAGGCUGCAGCUGGCAGACGCCCAUGCAGACACGGUUUCAGUCAUUUCACAUAAAUGAGUGAUUGCUUUGCUUCUGCUGCUGCUGCUGCUUGGAUGAGAUACAAACCAUCCUGGAGCCACAUGGGGAGGAAACCUCCAGGUCACUGAGAAUCUCCUUGCCAGGCCUAAGCAGACAGAGAGAAAUCUCCUAUUGGAGAUCAAAGUGAGAUGCUGGCAAGACUGACUCCUGCAGUUUACAAGGGAAGUCAGACUUUAAGGAGAGGGGUGAGAACAGAAGAGACGUAGACAGAGAGGGAAGAAUAUUGCCAUCCACUUUUGCUCUCCUCCUUCUUGAGAGGCUUAGUGAGUGACUACACAUAUACACAAAAUGACGAUAAAAAUUCAAUUAAACACAUUUAACCUGUGGCAAAACAUGAAUGCAUUUGUAUAAAUGCAAGCAGAUGACACCCCAGCAAGCAGCUGUAGGUAGAAUCAAUUCAGUUGUGAGCCCCCUUUAGAUAAUUUUACUUCUUUGCUAUGCUGUUCAAUCCUCCUUCAGUUUUAUUGAAGGGAAUAGAUGAGGGACACAGGUCAGCCAAAUACAGUUAAUGUAAACCAGUUUGUAGAAAUGUUCCUUUGGAAAGCACAAUAUUCUAGUUCCUGAUUAUUAUAUUUUAAGAAAGGAAGAAAUUUAUUUUAAAGAUUUGGUUAAUAACUGCAUCAUCCCUUGCAAAAGAGCAGAACUGCAUAUUACAUGGUGGAUACAUGAGCCAUUUAAAACAUAGCAAAAAGUUUAAAAAUUAACCACGUGGCAUAGUCAGUUUUCAUAAACAGGCAAAAACGAUGGCAACUGAUUGUGAUUCUGCUUUAAUUAUUGAUAGUUUUGUCUUUUUGUGACAGUGUACUGCUGAUUAAUAUUAUGGCAGCAUCACUGUCUUCUUAGAAUAGAAUAUUGAACUUUAAGAUCUUCCAAGAAAAAAUAAUAAUUGAGGACUGAAUAGAUAACUAGGUUUCUGGAGUUCAUCCACAGAUCAGACACCAUUUAAUCACUUUUUAGUGACAGGGAUUAUGUGAAUAUUACUGACUUAAAAUGCAGAUAGGUCACUGUUUUUCUCAAUUUGGAUUGAAACUGGUUUGAGCAGAAAGCACAUCAAAAUGCAGUGUUUCCUAAGUAAUGACAGGAUAGAUACAGAAUAUAUCCAGAUUAUGGCCAAUAUCAUAUGUGCACCGCUUCUUAAACCAGUGGUGGCCUUUGGGCUCUCAAAUUUCAGUGGUGCUCUGUGCGAUGCUAAAAUUUGGUGCCUUCUCACCUCCCGCUCUCCAUUCUGCAACUUUGUUGUGGCGCUAGCUGUACUACUCUAAAACCGCCUCUGCCCAAACCCACAAUGGGAGCGCACUGGAUGCUGAGUCAACAGGAAGGUUUACACAGCCUUAGUUGGUUGUCUCACAUCAUGCCCAUAGCACUUUGAUAUCCCUGGGCUCAUAGUUGUUCCCCUGUGAGUUGUGACCAAAUCUUGCUUAGUUAAAUGCACCAUUUAUACUUUGGGUACAUCUUUUUUAAAACUUUACCUUGUAAAACAGUUCCCAUCUCUCUCCCUCCCCCCACCUCUCCUCAAUUCUAGUUGUUUUCAUUUUGUCUUGCAUAUGUUGUAGAACCCUGCUGUUUGGUGCUGUUUUACAAGAUUAAUAUUAAGAUUUUGUUUGAGCUUCAAAAGUAUGAACAAAGCUUCAAAACUCCCAUUGGGGGAAAGAAGAAGAUAGUGAAGCACUGGACCCAUAGUGAAUUAGAUUAAUCUAUGCAUUUCCUUGUGUUGGCCAUGCAUCUCACUGUAAAUAUAAAAUUCAAUAAUUUUAAAUAAAUUAGCCUUGUUUGGCACCUCCACAAGCAACCAAGUUACAUGUUGUGUUAAUAGCAGGCUUUUUCUAGACUGUAUCAGUGCCAGGUUACAGCUGCUAUGGGCUAAAUAUUUUUAGAGUACAGUGGUACCUCGGUUUAAGAACAGUUCAGUUUAAGAACGAUUUGGUUUACAAACUCCGCAAAACCGGAAAUAGUCUCUUGGUUUGAGAACUUUACCUUGGUCUAAGAACAGAAUCCGAACGGUGGAAGGGCACCAGCGACAGGAGGCCUCAUUAGGGAAAGCACACCUCAGUUUAAGAACAGUUUUGGUUUAAGUACAGACUUCCGGAACGGAUUAAGUUCAUAAACCAAGGUACCAGUGUGGUGUUGUUGUUGUCAUUAAAUUUAUAAUUCUGCCUUUCACCAAAUCAUUGCACAUUUAAUAUAUGUCCCCUCUGUUUGUGAUAUAAGAAUAAAGAGCUUAACAGAACAAUUCUAUAGAUGUGUAUUUGGAAGUCAGGCUUAGGCGUGAGUUCAAUGGGACUUGCUUCUAGGUAAGUGGAUAAGUGAAUAACCCUAUAGUUCUGGAAGAGUGUCCCAGGCACAUUGGGAUAUAUUGGUUCUUCCUCUCCCAUGUCAGUGAUGGAGCUCCUGCACUGGAUAAAGAUAUUCUGUACUGGACUCCCCCUCCCCCCCCCCCGGCAUAAUGGAAACCUCCAACAACCUGACCUGACAGGACUUUGGGGCUCUGAUAUCAGUGGGGCCCAAAAGGGUAUGUGUUGGUGGACUUUCAGAGCUGUUUCUCCUCACAGUAGGCAGAUUAAGAAAGCAGGUGAAAGAACUGAUGGAGAAACAAACAGAUAGCACAGCAUCUUCCGUUUGUAUGCUCAGAAAAGUUAGAGGGACUCGGAAUCCAUCUAAGGCAGCACAAUGCCUUGGGUCAGCCUUGCAAGUGGCACUGGCCAGGUCUGUUUGGGCCUUGCAUGGUCCACGUCUAUGGGCAGACUAAGGCUGAGAGAACAUGGCUUGCCUUAGUGAAUUGGUGACAGAGAUCAGAUUUGAACCGGGGUCGUUCCCAAUUUGUAGCUCAGCAUUCUGCUAGACCUGCUCUUGGAAAUGUGCAGAAUAAAUAGGAAGGAGAUGGUAAGGAACUUCUCUGACAACUCAAAAGUCAUUGUGUCCUGAUAUAGAGAUACAAUGUAGGAUGAUUACCUGUCACUUAAAGACAAUGAAGCUCUCAUACCAGAAAAAUGGACCAGAAGAGAGAGGAACAGCUAGUUUUGUUCAAUAUACAGUGGUACCUCGGUCUAUGAACAGCCUGUUAAUGAACUAUUCGGUGAACAAAUUCCACAAAACCAGAAGUAGCUGUUCCAGUUAGCGAACUUUGCCCCAGGAGACGAACGGAAUCCGAAUGGUGGAAGGACACUGGCAGCAGGAGGCCUCAUUAGGGAAAGUGCACCUCAGUUUAAGAACGGCUUUGGUUUAAGAAUGGACUUCCGGAACGGAUUAGGUUCAUAAACUGAGGUACCACUGUAAUUAUGUUGGUGUUCAAAUUAACCAAAGGUGCAUGAGCAGUUAUUUGUGAGCAACGUACAAUACAAAUAUAGCUUAAAUGAAAGCACCUGUGUGUGAUUCUGCUGAGAUAAGCACCCAAAUGUGGGAUUUAGGUUCCAUAUUAAAAGACCCUCUCAGCCUGCUUCUUGGCCAGCAACGUUCAACUACUACAUAGAAGGUAAUAGCACUGAUAUCAGUGUUGCCACUUUAGGAAGGUCUAAAAUAUGGGAUGGGUAUACAAUGACAACCCAAGCAGAAUUCUAUUUUUCAAUAUUUUACAACUUGGGGUGGCCUGGAGGAGGCAAUUGUUCACCUCCAGUCGCAGAAGAUGUACUGAGAUCCUGUCCCAUUCCUUCCUUUCCUGAAGUGCUUUUCAACCUGUGCUUUUCUUCUCAGGUUUGGUUUCAGAACAGACGGGCAAAAUGGAGGAAGCGAGAGCGGUUUGGUCAAAUGCAGCAGGUCCGCACCCACUUCUCCACAGCCUAUGAGCUCCCCUUACUAACUCGAGCAGAGAACUAUGCCCAGGUGAGUGUCUGCACACCUGUCUCUUUAACAUUAAGGGUGGCAUUCAACUAAGCUUCACUCAUUAAUGAAAUUAAUGAACAUGACUCAGUCAGGUCCAUUAAUUUCAUCAGGUCUGCCCAGAGUCAAUGUUGAAUACCACCCUAAGGCCCUGCCUUCAGUCAGUUGGGAUAUGGUAGGAUGAGACAAGUGAUUCAAGGUUCAAGGAACUGAUACGGUGUUAAAAACCUUUGCCUCUGUAACAGUUGUGAAACUUACCCUCACAUUUCAAAGAUAGGAAAUAAAUACAUAGCAUGUACUUUGUUGCCUGUAUAACCUGGAGAAAUUUGGAAGUGGCUUGUAAAAUCUGCCAUCCAUUUGUAAUUCUGUGCACAUUUUUGGGGGAGUAAGCCCCAUUGAGUUCCUUCAGAGCAAACAGGCAUAUGCCCAGGAAGGAAAGUGGCAGAAGAAGAACGAGUUAACCUUCUCCGCUUUACAUCCUGGGGUCCAAGGGAAAUUCUCUCCGCCUCCCACUUGUUGGAAACACAGACAAGGUUGCUCAUCUUGCCCUUGCUCAUCUCCUCCCACCUCAUAACAAAAGAUGCUUUAGCUCUUCAGCCUUUCCUGGUGGGGAAGGGUCUCCAGGCUUUCAGUUGCCCCUUUCUGUACUUUCCCCAGCUCCAUGAUGAUCCUUCUUCGAGGUGGGGGUCAACCAGACCUGUACAUGAUAUUCAAAAUGUGGCAGAACCAUAAAUUUAAACGAUGGCAUUUUUACUCUGGCUAUCUUGCGUCCCCUGCUUUCAUCACCUCCGAAUGUUACGGCCUCGUCUCCCCCACUAUACCUGCCACAGAGAUGUAGUCUGCCGGAGGUAAAAGGUCAGGCUUGGAGCCAGAGCUGAAUGGCGCUGGAAGGCUGUGGAAUGCAGGCCUUUCAGAGACAGGCAUUUUCCUACUUUCCAUCUGGAUCCUCUCCUGUUGCAUUCUUUCAUCUCACAUUCUCCCCCCCAAUACACCUCCCCUCCCCACCUCCCAGGGGCCUCCUGCUGGUAAAAGUCAUUCUUCGCUCUCUGCUUUGGUAGGAUCAUUUUGGUUUCAGCAUCCUAGAUAAUCCUAGAUAAUGUGCUUGUUGUUGUCAUUGCAAUUUUUCUCUCUCACACUAAGCAAAAGGGGGGAGCUCAGAGGCAGAGUGUCUUUAAUUGCAGAAUGCCCCAGAAACAAUUCCCAGAAAUGCCUCGAUUUAAGAACUGGCCAACUGUCUGCCUAGCCCAGGAUCACCUGCCCAAACUGGCAGAGCUGUUGUUGGGGAAGACAGGUAAGUCCUGGGCUAGACAGACAAUUCAUCAGAAGGCUGAGUUUUCUAAGGGUUCCCACCCCUCUUUUUUGAUCAAGGCUCUGUGCCUUUCAUGACCGAAUGACAGAAUUUCAAUAUGAAUUAAUUAACAGUGUCUUCAAGCACAGGGUUUUCUAUUCCUUGGCUUUUCCCAAAAGCAGAAUAGCACAGUGGAUAGAGCAUAUGAGAUGUGAAAAUUGGCAUGAGGUGGCCAAUUUAUGAUCUGAAAAUAAUAAUAAUAAUAAAUAAACUCAAGGAUGUGAAAACCUCAAGAAGAAAACAAGAGCACCAACGGCCACCAGCACUAUCAAUCAAUGUAAUGAGAGACAUGUGCUCUUCGCAGAUGAGAUGCCUACACUACUUUGAGAAGGAAUUGGCUUGAUUCAAUACAGAACACCUUAAUACUCGGACCUCUCCCUGUCCACACAUCUUUUCCACUUUGAGAACCAAGGGAUAAACCAGUGCUCAUUAACUGAUCUUUUCCUUCCUUCUCCACCAUCUCAGAUCCAGAAUCCAUCCUGGAUUGGCAACAACGGUGCUGCCUCCCCCGUCCCUGCCUGCGUCGUGCCUUGUGACUCAGUGCCUUCCUGCAUGUCUCCCCACACCCAUCCCCACACAACCGGAGGGGUCUCCGAAUUCCUGAGCGUCUCUGGUCCCGGCAGCCACGUGGGACAGACUCACAUGGGGAGCCUCUUCGGCGGCGCAGCCAUCAGCCCCGGCAUCAACGGUUACGAGCUGAACGGCGAGCCCGACCGCAAGUCCUCCAGCAUCGCUGCCCUGCGGAUGAAAGCCAAGGAGCACAGCGCUGCCAUAUCGUGGGCGACAUGA